CGGUGCGGGCGAGCGAGCGGGCGAUGGGGAGCGGCGGCGUGAUCCACUGUAGGUGUGCCAAGUGUUUCUGUUAUCCUACCAAGCGAAGAAUAAGAAAGAGGUCCCGAAACCUAACCAUCUUGAGUCUUCCUGAAGAUGUACUCGUUCACAUCCUGAAGUGGCUUUCCGUGGAGGACAUCCUCUCUGUCCGAGCUGUGCACUCCCACCUGAAGUACCUGGUGGACCACCACGCCAGCGUGUGGGCAUGCGCGAGCUUCCAGGAGCUGUGGCCAUCGCCCAAGAACCUGAAGCUGUUUGAAAGGGCUGCUCAGAAGGGAAAUUUUGAAGCUGCUGUGAAGCUGGGCAUCGCAUACCUCUACAACGAAGGCCUGUCUGUGUCUGACGAGGCCCGUGCAGAGGUGAACGGGCUGAAGGCCUCGCGCUUCUUCAGCCUGGCCGAGCAGCUGAACACCGGCGCCACACCCUUUGUCUGGCUCUUCAUCCGCCCGCCCUGGUCCGUGUCAGGGAGCUGCUGCAAGGCCGUGGUCCAUGAGAGCCUCAGGGCCGAGUGCCAGCUGCAGAAGACUCACAAAGCAUCCAUACUGCACUGCCUGGGGAGAGUGCUGAGUCUGUUUGAGGAUGAUGAGAAGAGGAGGCAGGCCCUAGACCUGCUGGAAGAGUCCGCAAAUGAGGGAUGCUUGAGCAGCUCUUACCUCCUCUGGGAAAGCAGCCAAAGGGUGGACACGUCAGAUCCCGGGAGGUACCUCCACAGCUUCCGGAAACUCAGGGAGUUCGCCACCAGGGGCUGCUGGGAAGCACAGCUGUCCUUGGCCAAGGCCUGUGCCCACGGCAGCCAGCUGGGACUGGGAGCCAGGGCCUCCAGCGAGGCGGUCUCUCAGCUCUUCCAGGGCUCCCGGGCCGCCAGCAAGCAGCGCAUCUUCUCUGUGCAGAAGGGGCUCAACGACACCAUGAGGUACAUUCUCGUCGACUGGCUGGUGGAGGUGGCCACCAUGAAGGACUUCACGAGCCUCUGCCUGCACCUGAGCGUGGAGUGUGUGGACCGGUACCUGCGGCGGAGGCUGGUGCCGCGGUUCAAGCUGCAGCUCCUGGGGAUCGCCUGCAUGGUCAUCUGCACGCGGUUCAUCAGCAAGGAGAUCCUGACGAUCCGCGAGGCCGUGUGGCUCACAGACAACACAUACAAGUACGAGGACCUGGUGAGGAUGAUGGGAGAAGUUGUGUCCGCCCUCGAGGGGAGGAUUCGGGUCCCCACUGUGGUCGACUUCAAGGAGGUCCUCGUCACGCUGGUCCCCGUGGCCCGCAGGACCCGGCACCUGUGCAGCUUCCUGUGCGAGCUCUCGCUGCUGCACACCAGCCUAGCUGCCUAUGCCCCGGCCCGCCUGGCCGCCGCUGCCCUCCUCCUGGCCCAGCUGAUGCACGGACACACGCAGCCCUGGGGCCCUCGGCUCUGCGACCUCACUGGCUUCUCCCACGACGACCUCACCCCCUGCAUCCUGAGCCUCCACAAGAAGUGCUUCCGCGAUGACACCCCCAAGGACUACAGGCAGGUGUCGCUGACCGCCGUGAAGCAGCGAUUUGAGGACAAGCGCUAUGAGGAGAUCAGCCAGGAAGAGGUGAUGAGCUACAGCCAGUUGUGCACGGCCUUAGGAGUGAGGCCGGAGACCCCGGAGCCCACGUCCUUCCUCCACACGGGGGAGAUCCACGCCUUCCUCAGCUCCCCCUCCGGCAGGAAGGCCAAACGGAAGCGGGAGAGCAGCCUGCAGGAGGACCGGGGCAGCUUCGUCACCACCCCCACGGCCGAGCUGUCCAGCCAGGAGGAGACGCUGCUGGGGAGCUUCCUGGACUGGAGCCUGGACCACUGCUCGGGCUACGAGGGCGACCAGGAGAGCGAGGGCGAGAAGGAGGGUGACGUGACGGCCCCCAGCGGCAUCCUCGAUGUCACCGUGGUCUACUUGAACCCCGAGCAGCACUGCUGCCAGGAGUCCAGCGAUGAGGAGGCCUGCCGGGAGGAGGCGCCGGGCGCCCAGACAUCACCGACCCAGUGGGCGCCCGGCGCAGACACGAGAACCUCAGGCUGCUCUUCCCUGAGCAGCACCAGUCCCACAGACUCCGUGGGCAGCAGCCUGGGGGACCCUCCCCAGCCCACCUCAGCACUGCCCCCGGGCCACGACUUGAACCCACAGCCUUGCUGCCACGACGCCAGGAAAUGGCAUUCACAGUACCGCCCCCCAAGCCCCCCAGAGAGCACUGCUUCUGCCCCCCGGCAGCAGGUGAAGCACAAAAGUAUCAGCAAGCGGAGUUCAGAGGCGAACGUGACCUUGGCCUUCCCGCGGCUGUGAGUGUGAGAGGGGGCGCUGCUGCUCUGCCAGCGAGGGUGGAGGCUUCGGGCAAGAGUGGAGAGGUCAGCCUGGCACCCGGCCCCUGCCCAGGGUCCUGUGCCAGCCAGCAGAAUGUCUGUCGGGUUGCAAAACUCAAACCCGUGUCGGCCACGCUGCCUGAGGCUGACUCCCAGGAAACUCGGGCCUGUGUCCUGGUCUUCCCCACCUCCACCGGGACUGCGGGGCGUGGCACAGCUCUCCUGCCUCCCCGGGAAUGAGGGAGCUGCUGACAACCCCAAGGGCAGCACUGCCUCCAUGCCCACUUGGGCCUACAGGGGCAUGCGCGCCCCUCCUCGCUCGGCAGGGCAUGCCCUGGUCAGGAAGCUGUGCCUAGCGCUUCAGUGUGGCAGCAGCGAUUGGGGGCCAGACGCCCCAGCCACAGACUCCCAGCUCUCUUGGCUAAUUUUAAGGAUCCGGUCUCUCCUGGGAUUGUCCACCUGCAACCCAUGUGCCCCAUGUGGUCAUUGCUUUCUCUUUGUUCUGGACCAUCCGUUACUGUGUUGCCUUCCAUUUUCCAUUCUUCCGAGAUGGAAACAAAGCAAAAACCAAAGAAGUGGGACUAAAUGAAAAGCUAGACACUCCCAGCAUUAUUCAGGUUCAACUAAGAAAGCAAAAUGUGGCUCAAGCCCCCUCGAUACCAGCUGGCAUUCCCUAGGAGGGUAGCUGCAACAUCUUGGGAGAGCAAAAUGCAGAAGACAAAACGGGCAAAGGAUUUGUCCCCAAGUGGUGGAUGGGAAAAUUCCCACGGGAAGAAAGCAAAUCGUCUGCCCCCCUGUGCUGGGCAGCCCAGAGAAGUCACGUGGCCUGGAGCCUCAGGCUCUCCCCUUCGAAAGCCAGUGAGUUGCCAGGGUGGUGGCCAGGAGGCUGGGAGAACCCACCAAAGGAGGUGACAUUUUCCCAGGCUGGGGUUGACCUCCAGCAUUUGCCAGCUGUGAUGUGCUUGUGUUUCCUCCUGAAGUGUGAGCAAGAACUACUUGGCCAGGCAUAUCCCUCAAAUGCUCUUGACCCAGAAGUUCAGGGCUGCAGAAACGUCAGCUUGAUGGUUGCUUUUCUGUCUGCUGGUUGUGUGUUUGCUGGUGUCCCCAACCCUGGUCUUGGCUACUGUGAGAAAACCCUGCCCCCUGGGGCAGUGCAUGGCUGGGGUGGGGACCCAGGCGUCUGGUGUGCCCGUGGACAUGUGGUGAGCCCCAGGGGCCUCAGCUCCAUCUUCCCUAAGACGGGGCAGGCAUUCCUACCUCACGGGGAUGUUGUGAGGGCUCAAUGUGAAGAGAUGCCAAACAAGUGACUUACAGACCUUA
Choloepus didactylus (southern two-toed sloth) is the source of this 3673-nucleotide messenger RNA. It is a transcript of the gene CCNF, whose product is annotated as cyclin F. Gene Ontology annotation, biological process: mitotic cell cycle phase transition; regulation of cyclin-dependent protein serine/threonine kinase activity. Gene Ontology annotation, molecular function: cyclin-dependent protein serine/threonine kinase regulator activity; protein binding. The coding region runs from base 24 to 2336 and encodes 770 amino acids. The record is from RefSeq and is a predicted model, not a curated record. Gene Ontology annotation, cellular component: cytoplasm; cyclin-dependent protein kinase holoenzyme complex; nucleus. The transcript has 17 exons. NCBI's taxonomy places the organism in Eukaryota, Metazoa, Chordata, Mammalia, Pilosa, Megalonychidae.